Amoebophrya sp. A25 is the source of this 1895-nucleotide messenger RNA. The record is from the annotation of a GenBank genome assembly. NCBI's taxonomy places the organism in Eukaryota, Dinophyceae, Syndiniales, Amoebophryaceae.
UGUACAUCAACAUCUUCUAGUACACCUACUACAGUAUUCCUUCAAAAGAAACAAGAAGAUGGUUCUUCGUGUGUAUCUCGAUGGUGCCAACAUCGGCAGAAGCAGGACAUUUGAAGCCGACGGACCACCAGACAUUGACCCCAAACAGCUGUGGAUAGCCUGCGAGAGCUGUUGUGGCUAUUUCUCACAGAAAAACGAUCAUGAGCCAGCAGCAUCGUUUAGGUGCUGGGAAUGGGAAGGGAGCACAGCAGGUUCACGUAGUCCUAGGCAAAAACGCGAAGAUCCUCGUGAAAUGAGUAUUCGUGUGUGUCUUCGCAUGGUCUUCAACGAGAAUACCUUUCGCUGGUUGGGUCGCAAUAAUGCCGAGAACAAGUACUGGACGCGUCUUCUGGACGCUGACGAAGGAAGAAUAUUUGUAUGGCCAGGACUCCGAGUCCGAUCUCUCCUGUGUUGUUAGACUUGAGUGAUUAAAAAUCUUCUCCCCACAGAUUGGAGGUAUCUAACAGCCAGCACUGUCUACCCUGUCAAUCACUCAAACGCCACUGCUGAGUACCUCCUCCAAGCUUUCAUUCUACCUAAAAGCUCCCAAUCGCGAGGACGACGAUGAGUGGUUGCUUGCUCGCGCGAUGGAAGAUUACAGGCAAGGGGACACUGUCAUUAUCGUUUCAAACGAUAACUAUGACAAGUGGAGAGACGACUACGCUACCAUCGUUCCCCGUUGCCUGAUGAAAUACCAGUACGACAACGCAGAGCACAGGUUCACCUUAAAAAAGCAACUGGUGGAGCAGCGUCUCAGUCGGGAGUUCGAUCGUCAGCGCGAACGAGAUGAAGCUAGGGAGAAGGAAAUAAGUGGUGGUAAAAAUAGAGUGAUUCUGCUGACAGCGAAAGAGGCAGCAGAACGGAAUGGUAGAGGCGGACGUGGAAAGAGGGAUCCGUCUUGCAGCUCUAGAAGUACCGAUAAAACUUCAUCAUCCGAGUCCUCGACAUGUGAGAGGAGUAAAACCAGCGGCAGCCAGCGGAGGCAUCGACACGGCUCAAGACCAUCGUCAAGAACGCAGAAAGGCCUCAACAUCUCAAGGAAACUCUCACCACCUCGAUUCAACAAACAACAAAAUCGACAUACGUGCACAACAUCAAGCUCGAGAUCAUCGCCCUUCCGCAAAUACAGAUCUGCUCCACCUGCACGAAGUCAGUCCUCAGAGGAAGAAGAAGAUCGACGUGAAAGUAACACUGACCGUAGAACUCCUAGUCAUGAUAAACACUCGUCCAACUCCAAUGGACGACCAAGAAGUGUAUCUCCAAUUACACCUCCGCCUGCUCGCUUUCAGCCAGAAGACUCCUCUCCAGAUGUAGACGAACUCGCUGAGCGUGUCAGUAGAAUAGACAUUCGCGGUGCGGCAAGUCUUCACAGAGGGAGGUGUCAACACAGUGGUGGUAGUGACGACGCACGCAGUUGUAAACUUGAUAAGCGUGAUGUCGACCACCGACGCAAAGUGGACCACCGACGUGAAGAUGUCGACAGACGAAAUGGCGCCGUAGAUGCGGCGCGGGCAAGACUCUUUGCUGUGUCCGACCAGGGAAAUUCAACUACUAGUUCUCGCCGUGGUGCUGGUAAAAGUCAAUCAAGAACAAGAACUAAAAAGCCGGAUCCUCACUAUUCGUCGUUCCCGUUCUAGAUUGUUCACCCCCUCCACUCUAUGAAUGAUAGAUCCACUCUAUGAUAUAUAACCGCUCGGAGAGCAUCAGCAAUUUCAAUUUUGUCCCUUCAGCGCAUCAAUGUCAAAGACAUCUUUUCAUUCUCAAGAUCGAAAUCAAAAGAGUAAGACUGCUUCAAUUCUCAAUGAUCCGCGCAGGGCCCCCUUUUGUCGCGUCCGCCGUGUUGUGCUAAAUACAUC